AUUUAAAUAAUAAACAUAUAAUGAGAUAAAGGCAGGUGAGUUGAAGUUGUUGGUUAGCAUUGUUAGCUUGUAGUUUUGAUUCUUUAAGGCAGCUAGCUUGAUAGCGCAACAACAACACCGGUGUGCCGCGUAUCUCCAGGGAAACGUGAGCACGCGCGCGCGCACACACAGAAACCAACGGCUGCCGCAGGGGAGCGGAGCGGAGCGGAGGGAGGACGGAGGGCAGGCCGGGAAGUAGAGGCGGCAGGUGGGCUGGCGCUAGUCUUCACCUGCCUCGUCCGUUUGGAGCGCCUCAGUUAUGCGUCGUGUUUCUAACCCGCUGAGAAGAGACGGGACGAGCGUUCGGCUGAACGCCAUACUGGUCCUCGGCUGAGGUCGUGAAGUGUUUGGCUCGGUAGUACAGUUACAGUUAGCAGGUGCCGUUACUCCGAGGAGACAGUAAAAGAGCGUUACAGCUCAGCACGUUAAGCUAGUUAAGCUAGUUAGUUGUUGUUGUUGUUGUGGUUGUUCGAGUGUGUGAGAGAGUCAGGAAGGCUGCAGGUGUGUUCUAGCUCAAUGGCACGCAGGUACCGACGGUGAGGAGGAUGGUCCCGCAGUGUCCCGUCUGUUGUUGACGCUCAGCAGCCAUCACUCAGACCGAAAGUGACCAUGAAGGACACGGGGGAGUCGAAGGACCACCAACUAACUGUUGCUUUGAGGAUCCGACCCCUCAGCGAUGCUGAGCAGGAGGAGGCGGCUACGAUCGUGGCCCACAGGGUGGACGAGCAGAUGGUGGUUCUGAUGGACCCCAUGGAGGACCCAGACGACAUCCUGCGUGCCAACCGCUCCAGGGAGAAGACUUACAUGUUUGAUGUGGCGUUCGACUACUUAGCCAGUCAGGAGGAGGUGUAUCGAGCUACAACCAGAGGGCUGAUCGAAGGCCUCAUAUCGGGCUACAAUGCCACUGUGUUUGCCUACGGACCCACAGGUUGUGGGAAGACAUACACCAUGCUGGGGACUGACAAGGAGCCGGGAAUCUACGUUCGAACGCUGAACGACCUUUUCCGUGCCAUCGAGGAGACCAGUGACGACAUGCUGUACAGCGUAUCUAUGUCUUAUCUGGAGAUCUACAAUGAGAUGAUCCGGGACCUGCUGAACCCGUCCUCGGGCUUCUUGGACCUGAGAGAGGAUGCUAAAGGAGUGAUUCAGGUCGCGGGCAUCACAGAGGUGUCUACCAUCAACGCACAAGAGAUCAUGGAGUUGCUGAUGAAAGGCAACAAGCAGCGCACCCAGGAGCCCACAGCGGCCAAUCAGACGUCGUCUCGCUCCCACGCUGUGCUGCAGGUGGCUGUGAAGCAGCAGAGCCGGUGUCGCGAUGUCCUGCAGGAGGUCCGCUUCGCACGCCUCUUCAUGAUCGACCUCGCCGGCUCUGAACGAGCAGCACAGACUCAGAAUAGGGGUCAGCGGUUGAAAGAGGGCGCCCACAUCAACCGCUCCCUCCUGGCUUUGGGCAACUGCAUCAACGCCCUGAGUGACAAAAACGGUACCAAGUACGUCAACUACAGAGACAGCAAGUUGACUCGACUACUGAAGGACUCGCUGGGCGGGAACAGCCGAACGGUCAUGAUAGCCCACAUCAGCCCCGCCUCUGUGGCUUUUGAGGAGUCUCGUAACACGCUGACGUAUGCUGACCGUGCCAAAAGCAUUCGAACACGGGUAAAGAAGAACCUGAUAAAUGUGUCAUACCACAUCGCCCAGUACACCAACAUCAUCUCAGACCUGCGCAGCGAGAUCCAGCGGCUCAAGAAGAAGAUCGCAGAUCAGGCGAGCCGCCAGCUCAGCUCAGACCGGACAGACAUCCGCCAUGUCCAGGCGGAGGUCCAGGCCCACUCCAGCCACCAGAGUCGGGCAGAGAUGGACCAGUUGAGGGAACAGCUCCUGGAUGCCUUUCGCCAACAGAUGGAGAUCAGGAGAAGCCUGAUGGAGCUGGAAAACAGCAACAUGGAGAUCCAAAUCGACACCUCCAAACACCUGCUAACCAUUGCAGACUGGGAGCAGGAGCGGAGUAGACGCAGGAGGAAGUGGCGAGCUGAAAGGAGAAAGGAAAGUGUUAAUAAGGACGAAAGCGAGAAGGACUCUGACUCUCCCGAGUCUCCUCCAGACAGCACCGAGACCCAACAGGUGGCGGUGGCCCGAGAAACCCUGGUCACACUCAUGGCUGAACAGAAAAAGAUCCAGAAACAGAAGGUGGGAUUCCUGAUCUACUUUUUAAAACAAAGAAAAAAAGAAAUGGUUGAAAGUGUUCACACAACUUUAACUGCUCUAUUCCCACUUAUCCUCAAGGCGUUGCUCGAGCGCAGGUUCUUGGAGCUUCGUGAUCGGGCGCGGCGCCUGGAGGAGCUGCUUCCCAGGCGGGUGAGCUCAGAGGAGCAGCGGGAGGUCCUGUGCCUCCUCUGUAAGGUCCACGAGCUGGAGAUCGAGAACGCAGAGAUGCAGUCGCACGCGCUGCUCAAGGACAACGUCAUCCGGCAGAAAAACUUUGUGGUGCAGCGCUUCGAGCAGCACAGACACCUGUGUGAUGAGAUCAUACAGCAGCAGAGACAGUUCAUUGAUGACCACAGUCUGCUGGUUCCUCCACACCUCCAGGAGCUGUACGAUAUGUACAUGAGGGAGCUGGAUGAGAGGAAACUGGACAGAGCCAUGGCUCUGGAUAAAGUGACCACCAGACACACCAUCAAGGAGGGCUCUCUUCCCAAGAUCACCCUGCCCGGUCAGGCUCGUGACAACAUGCAGGACAUGGACUCAGACCAGGAGAGUGUGCGCAACAUGUGCUCUGAUAACAGACGAGGCCAAGCCAAAAUCCGCCGACACACUCUGCCGCCGAUUCUGCCCGAGCCUGAGCUGGAUAAUAACAGAGUCUUUAAGAACAGCCCUCACGCCAGGCAGAUGAAAAACUCGGCUGUAAUGACUCCACCUCCCAUCCACAUUAACGGGAAGGGCAACAGAGAGCUGCAGCCGCUGCUUCCUGAGAGCUCUCUGAGUUACAGUCACCUCAGCCACAGUGUCAGCAGCCACCUCGACUCAUCACCCGAGAGCAGCGAGGCCGGGGCCGACAUCCCUCUGUCACGAACUGAGCGGCAGCAGAUCCUCAGGGGGGUCCAGAACAUUGUAGUGAAAGCAGCCCGUCGUCGCUCCAAAGCCCUGGAGGUGGAUGCUCUGCGGUUACCGCCUCCCCCGUCUCCCCUGGACCCAACGAAGCAGAAGAGCAGCCUCUCUUUGAGCGAGGCGCCCCCCAGAGGUUUGCCAGUGCGGCGCGGCCGGCAGCCGAGCCCCGAGCUCAGACACGCCACCUCGGACGACAACCUGUCCAGCAGCACGGGCGAGGGGCCCGGCCUGCAGGUCACCUGGACGCGCCCACGUUACCGCCAGGUCGCCAGCAAGAACCAAACGCCACGCGAUGUGGACUUCGAGGCUCGCCGCAAGAAAAGGCGCUCACGGUCUUUUGAGGUCACUGGUCAAGCACUGCCACAAACCAAGACAACCACGGCUCAGAGGUUCCGCCCUCUGGACAGCACAUCGGACCCCCACCUCCACAAUAACACCCUCCCCCAGGCUCCUAUGCUCCGCCCCCAGUACAGAGGGGUCCCUCCUCUCGCCAAAGUCAGGGCCCCCCACAGCAUCCAGCAAACAGGCUCUAAUGCAGAGUCCUCCACAGCCCACAUGAAUAACCUGAAGCGGGGGCCCCAGCUGCGGCAGCCCCAGCCCCUCCUCUACAUCACCACCACAGGCACCGGGGGCCAGCGCACACGCAGACACUGAACCUGAGCCCACACAUCUGAUCCUCAACACCAGCACUGAUAAACCACACCAGCUGAGCCUGGAGGGGAAUCCUCUCCUCUCACAGAACCACCCAAACCCACUCCAUUAACAUGAACAGUUCACCUCUCAGUGACACGUUAAGCAAGUCUGAGAGGCAGAGAGACGGAGGGCGACCAGCUGGACGCCUCCACACAGGCCUCCUCCUCUGUGCUUCAUCGUGGACACUGAGCGACGGCGCCGGCGGGCUCUGAGACCUGCAGACGCCAGAGAUCUCCAGACGUGUUCUGUUCUGUCACGUGUUUCCACGUUAGCUGUUGUGCUGGAUUAUGUGUCAGGAUGGCAUCGAGCUUACUGUGAAUGCAACACCGUACUAAUGUUUGUGCAUUAUGAGUAUAUACCGUUUGGUAAAUUGUCCGUGGUUGUAAUGGAGACCAGAAACUGAAACAUCAGGCUAAUUGUGGGGCUCAACGUUACAGUAACAGUGUGGGAAAAGGUUUUAUUAAACAAAUCAUGUAGAAGCUGAGGGGAUAUUGCUCUGAAGGCAAUGUAAAAAGAUGCAUAAGGAGAGAAUGGCCUACAGUCGAACUGUUUCAGCAUCCGUUUUUCUUGUAGUGAUGUUGUUUCAGUUGAAUGGCACACUAAUACUUGCAUAAAAAACCUUGAUGAUGUUCAUUGUCGUGCACUUCUGUCCUCUCACACGCCCCGGGUCUCUGCCUUCUCACCCAAACGUGACUGUUGACGUCACGUCUGUCUGUGUAGGUGUAAAGUACCACAAGUUGCUUUUUUUCCAGGGUAGUCGGUUGUGUUUUUAAUGAAUUAUUUAACUGUUGCCUUUUAUUUUCUUGUAUGUUGUUGUCAUUGAUAUUGUUUUCAUAAUUACUACUUUCUAUGCUUUAUUUUGUACGACAACAUUUUUUUAAUUUGUUCCCAAAUAAAUUGAAACAAGGCAAGUGAAGAGAUGA
Molecule: messenger RNA, 4760 nt
Organism: Acanthopagrus latus (yellowfin seabream)
Lineage: Eukaryota; Metazoa; Chordata; Actinopteri; Spariformes; Sparidae
Gene: kif19
Product: kinesin family member 19
Exons: 19
Coding region: 649-3798 (1049 amino acids)
Biological process (GO): microtubule-based movement
Molecular function (GO): ATP binding; microtubule binding; microtubule motor activity
Source: RefSeq, a predicted model, not a curated record